Volvox carteri f. nagariensis is the source of this 1125-nucleotide messenger RNA. RefSeq lists its product as uncharacterized. The transcript is spliced from 10 exons. Lineage: Eukaryota; Viridiplantae; Chlorophyta; Chlorophyceae; Chlamydomonadales; Volvocaceae. The record is from RefSeq and is a predicted model, not a curated record. Gene Ontology annotation, cellular component: membrane; intracellular membrane-bounded organelle. Bases 1 to 1125 code for a protein of 374 amino acids.
AUGUUUUUCGGCGAGAUGCUGUGCCUGCUGCCCUUCUUCCUGCUUGAGUGGCGCUACUCGGGCGCCAAGAGCAGGGUGCGGCGGCGCGCCGAGCUGCAGCGACUGGGCCCGGCAUUCCGCAUGCGCCGAGUGCUCGUAUUCGCCGUACCGGCGGCGUGUGAUGCGGUGGCCACCACCCUGCUCAACGUAGGACUGUUCUACACGUUGGAGGAGGUGGCGGACACGCUGGUGGUGGUGGUGGAGUUGGAGUCGGCGUCCGGCGGCUGGCGUUGUGACCUGGGCCUUAUGUUGGGUUCGGAGCCCGGAGUAGAUGCCGCCUCUGCUCCUCUGUUUGGGGAUCUGUGCGUGGUGGUGGCACAGGCCUUCACCGCACUGCAGUUCAUUUUGGAGGAGAAGUUCGUGGCGCAGUACCGGGUGCCGACUUUGCUGGCUGUGGGGCUGGAGGGAAUGUGGGGAACGGCCAUAUGUGCGGUGGUACUGCCCGUACUGGCGGUCGUACAUACGGGAACCUACCACAGACCCAUCGAUUCGGCGGUGCAGCAGGUGCUCUUACGGAGCCUCUCCUCCUGCGGGGAACCGCGUGCGGCCGCCGGUGGUGGUGGUGGUGGUGGUGUUGGCGGGGAGGUGCCGGUGGUGGUGGUGGGGCCCCGGGCCUCCGCUACUCGGCAAGUGUGGGGUCCCGGAGGGGAGAGCUCCGACAUGAGCGAGUACACCAUGGCCAGAUUGGUGCUUAGGUCCCCGCAACAAAAUGUUGCACGUAUUAUCGCACGAACUGACGAUAUGGACCCCGCGGCACACCCAACAGGCCCUGACGUGCAGCCAACGGCUGCAGAACCGCCGGCAAUCACUGCACAAGUACCGCCGGCGCAGGCCAGCGACCAGGCACCACAACCAGUGCCACCGCCGAUCGUCGCCACUGCCGCGCCGGUUGCCAACUGCGCGCCGCCGGUCGCGAGCGGGCCAGCAGCUGCCCCAGCUGGCCACGUGACGAGGAGGGAGAUCUCGUGGGCCCUAUGUCAGGCGUGGAGUUGUACGACAGUCGUGGUGGUGAUGGUGAAGAUGGCGGCGAGAGCAGUGGCGGCGGUGGUGGUGGUGGUCGGGGCGGUGGUCGGAGAGCCCGAGUGA